Haplochromis burtoni (Burton's mouthbrooder) is the source of this 455-nucleotide messenger RNA. RefSeq names its product dehydrogenase/reductase SDR family member 11. Lineage: Eukaryota; Metazoa; Chordata; Actinopteri; Cichliformes; Cichlidae. The record is from RefSeq and is a predicted model, not a curated record.
UGUGUGCGGCCAUCAAGUGUUUCCUAAUCCUGACGGACAUUUCUACACCGCCACAAAGUAUGCUGUAACUGCGCUGACUGAGGGCCUGAGGCAGGAGCUGCGUGCAGAAAACACUCAUAUCCGGGCCACAAGCAUUUCUCCUGGCGUUGUGAAGACAGAAUUUGCAUACCGCGUCUACAGAGACAAUUCUGAUAAAGCAGCUGCUGUAUACACUAAAAAUAAGUCACUGGAAGCAAAAGACCUCGUCCAUGCCGUCACAUAUGUGCUCGGUGCCCCUCCUCAUGUUCAGAUUGGGGAGAUUUUGCUUGAAAGUCUGUAGCAGGUGUCAUGCAACUUGGCCGUGAGACCCAUCCCAAUCUUUACAUCAAAGUAGUGUGACCGGCUCUCCUUACUUCUCAACACUGUCAGAUUGUAAUCAAUUCACAGAAGGAUAAAAUAAAGGAAACUCAUCCAGC